Fusarium poae is the source of this 969-nucleotide messenger RNA. RefSeq lists its product as uncharacterized. The transcript is spliced from 4 exons. The coding region runs from base 1 to 969 and encodes 322 amino acids. The record is from RefSeq and is a predicted model, not a curated record. Lineage: Eukaryota; Fungi; Ascomycota; Sordariomycetes; Hypocreales; Nectriaceae.
AUGGUCAAACAUGCCUCCAAAGCCACCAUUCAUCAGCUCGUCAAGGAGUACACCUCAAUCAUAAAAGGAAAAACUAUUCUCACGACAGGCGUCAGUCCUGGCGGUCUCGGCGCAUUAUUCGUCGAUGCUAUUGCAGUCGCUGAGCCUAAGCUGGCUAUCCUUGCUGGUCGUAACAUCAACAAACUCCAACAAACAGCAGAUGACUUGGCAUCAAAGCAUCCCAAUCUCAAGACAAAACUAGUGACUCUUGACCUCAGUUCUCUUUCCUCUGUCCGAUCUGCGGCAGAGAAAGUUAACAGAUGGUCUGAUGUCCCUAAGAUCGAUGUGUUGGUCAACAAUGCGGGCAUCAUGGCAACAGACUUUGGACUUACUGAGGAUGGAUUCGAAAGCCAGUUUGCUUCUAAUCACUUGGGUCAUUUUCUAUUUACAAAUCUCAUCAUUAACAAAAUCCUGGCUUCAGAAGCUCCUCGUAUUGUCAGUGUUUCUAGCAAUGGUCAUCGACUGGGCCCUAUCCGAUGGGGUGACUCAAACUUCAGUAAUGGGGAUUUGUACAAUAGAUGGAGUGCAUACGGACAGUCCAAGACUGCCAAUAUGUUAUUCGCCAUCUCUCUAGCUGAAAAGCUAGGUAGCCGUGGAUUGCAGGCAUAUAGCCUUCACCCGGGUGUUAUUCUGGAAACCUCCUUGGCAAAUCAUCUUGUGGAGGCUGAUCGUGCAAUGGGUGAUCCAUGGGGCUGGGUCGAUUGGUCAACUGUCCCUGUCACCCCUGAAGUUGGCGCCGCAACACAUGUCUUUGCUGCCUUUGAUCCUGAUCUGAAAGAUUACAAUGGUACUUAUCUGUUGGAUUGCCGUUUGGCGGACCCUUUUACAGACACUGUUAGGCCUUGGGCUACGAGUUCAACUGAGGCAGAGCUGCUGUGGAGAUGGAGUGAGAAGAUGGUUGAGCAGAAGUUUUCAUUCCAACCUCAAUGA